Molecule: messenger RNA, 917 nt
Organism: Brassica napus (rape)
Lineage: Eukaryota; Viridiplantae; Streptophyta; Magnoliopsida; Brassicales; Brassicaceae
Exons: 4
Coding region: 207-719 (170 amino acids)
Source: RefSeq, a predicted model, not a curated record
CGAACGACUCGAGUGGUAGUGGGCGAAUCCACAAAUGUUGACAAGUAAAAGAGAAAAAAGGUGAAAUAGAAAUUCGGUUAUCUGGUGUUAAAUAAAUUCGGUUAUCUAAGUUGAAUCUACCAACACAUAGAAUUUCUCUACCAGCCCGAGAUCUCGUAUUCUACGAUUCCUCUCUAUUCCCCGAUCAGAUUUGGCCUCUUCUGGAUAUGUCAAUGGCGGAAGAUACCUCGCCCCAGCCCUUUGUGGAGGUGUUUUGUGAAAUAUCCGGCAAAGAGUACCGAUUCACAGCUGGGACCAAGGCCGAGUUCGCUGUCUCCGUCAUCAAUCGGAAACUUGGUUCCUCCAAAUCCAAAUCCAAAGCACUUUACAUCGAAGCGUCAAAGGAAGGUGAAGAGCCUAUCAGUUUCGGGGAUGGUGCUUCUCUUGUGAGUUACGGACAUGGUUGGAUGCUUAAGACAGUGAUUGCCGAUUCUGAUUUGCCUGGAACUGAGAAAGAGGGCCCUUUACAGAGACAGUUUCCUUCUGUGUUAUCAACGGGUUCCAAAGAUUCCAAGCCUGCAAAAGCUAUGAAAGCAGAAUUUGAAGGAGAUCAAAGUCUGAAAUACAUUGGGAGGAUAAUGUUUGCAUUUGUUUUGAUGUUUAUACUUGGUGGUCUCUUCACCGUAGCUCUUGAGAACCUUCCUAGACUGAUUUUACUCUUUACCAAUCCUUCCAUGUAACAGUUGACACUUUUCCAAGCACAGAUAUUUUGUGAUGUUUUAGUAGUUAAUAAGGCUGUUAGUUAUUUUCUAUCAAGGGACCCAUUUAUAGAACAUCUCGUGAAGAGCCCAUCAGUUUUGGGAAUAAUGUUUAUCUUGUUAAUUAUGGACAUGGUUGUAAAUUAAUACAGUGAUUGAUGAUUCUGAUUUGCUUGGUAA